Messenger RNA from Trichomonas vaginalis G3, 375 nucleotides. Its product is annotated as endoribonuclease L-PSP family. Gene Ontology annotation, cellular component: cytosol. The record is from RefSeq and is a predicted model, not a curated record. Lineage: Eukaryota; Parabasalia; Trichomonadida; Trichomonadidae. Gene Ontology annotation, molecular function: deaminase activity. The transcript has a single exon. Bases 1 to 375 code for a protein of 124 amino acids.
AUGUCUAAAGUCAUCAGCACACCAGACGCUCCAGCAGCCAUCGGCCCAUACUGCCAGGCUCGUCUUUGCGAUCGCACACUCUACACAUCCGGCAUCAUCGGAAACGACCCACACGGCGGACCAAACCCGGAAACAGUCGAAGGCCAGGCUGAAUUGAUCAUGAAGUCCCUCGACGCCAUGCUCAAGGCUGCUGGCUACGAAAAGACAGAUGUUGUCAAGUGCAACUGCUACCUUGCUGAUAUCGCUGACUUCCAGAAGUUCAACAAGAUCUACGCUGACUACUUCGGCGACCACAAGCCAUGCCGCUGCUGCAUCCAGGCUGGCAAGCUCCCAGCUGGCAAGCUUGUCGAACUUGAUGCCAUCGCUUACAAGUAA